UUCUUUUGAUUAAAGGUCAACGAUGGUUUUCUGUACCGUUUAUCAGUUUGAUUAUUAUUUCCUCCUUUGUUAUUGGCAUGCCAGCAGUUGCAGACCAUUCACCAUUUCAAAUCAAACCCGAGUUUAUCAAAACAUGCCGCUUCGAUCAAAAGGAUUUUCUCAACUGUUCCACGGAAUCUGUUCAGGGAUUAUUCGAUAAACUUGUUACAGGCAUCGAAGGACUGGAACAUGUUGGUACGAUAGAUCCCAUGAAAAUUAACAAAAUAAGGAUUUUGCAAGGUGAUGGUCCAGUAAGUGUUAACGCAUCUCUUUCCAAAGUGGUCGUUACUGGUUUUGCAAGCACCAAAGUGAUCCGCAAUGUCGUUAGCAAGAAGGAUUUCGGGUGGGAGACACACAUUCGUUUGCCAAAAAUGCGGCUGGAAGGAAAUUACCACAUGCAGGGUCGAAUUUUGGUAAUACCACUGAACGGCCACGGAAAAUGCUGGUUUGAGCCAAGUGGCAUGGACAUAGUUAUGCGGACUUCCACUGACCUCUACAACAAGGAUGGGCACGUGUUUUACAAUGUGACGGCCACCAGGGUAGACUAUACAAUUUCAGGCUUGAGAUUGCACAUGGGAAACUUGUUUGAGGGCGUAAAAGUGCUUGAGGACAGCACUAAUCAGUACCUAAACGACAACUGGCGACCGGUUUCCGAGGCGCUUAAGCCUAUCAUUGCUAAAACUAUCGAAGAUAUACUGCUCGUCAUCAUGCAAAACAUUUUUCAUCAGAUUCCAGCCGAUUAUUUUGUCCAGGAUUUACCAGCAACUGGUUUAUCAUAAUUUGCCUCGGGCCAACGGGAAAAAGCUCAAAGUACAUCAUAUACAAAAAAAUUACUAAUACUAAAAAUAGUAUAUGAAAUUAAAAAAAAAAUAUACACACAAAUUGCUACAGAUAUAAAUAGAAUGCAUGUAGCAUACAAGUGGCUUGUGAUACCAAUUGUUUACUUUUACCGUCGAUUAUACUUCAUUUUUACCUAAAAAUUACUACAUAAGUCAAAUAGUGGAAGCUGCAUGGUAGUUGUUUAAAGAAAGAAAUGAAGCAACAAAUUCAAUGAAUAAAAAUGUAAUAAACAAAGA
This is a messenger RNA of Anopheles nili, 1115 nucleotides long. RefSeq names its product protein takeout-like. Bases 78 to 818 code for a protein of 246 amino acids. The record is from RefSeq and is a predicted model, not a curated record. Lineage: Eukaryota; Metazoa; Arthropoda; Insecta; Diptera; Culicidae. The transcript has 5 exons.